Molecule: messenger RNA, 1521 nt
Organism: Oryzias latipes (Japanese medaka)
Lineage: Eukaryota; Metazoa; Chordata; Actinopteri; Beloniformes; Adrianichthyidae
Gene: dio1
Product: iodothyronine deiodinase 1
Biological process (GO): thyroid hormone metabolic process
Molecular function (GO): thyroxine 5'-deiodinase activity
Source: RefSeq, a predicted model, not a curated record
CUGUGUUCAGAAGGCAUGCUGCUGGAGACAGAAAUGGGGCUCCGUGAGAAGUCAUGGCGGGUUCUGCAGCACCUGGGGGUUUGCCUGCGGGCGGCAGGUAUGCUCUGUUUCCUGCUGACGCUCAACGUCACCCUGAGGGUCCUGCACCUCAUCUCACCUGCCUUAGUCAGGAAGCUGCAGCUCAAAAUGGGUGAGAAGAGCACCAUGACCUACAAUCCCCGGUUCCGGUACGAGGACUGGGGUCCCACCUUCCUGACUGCAGCCUUCAUCAAAGAAGCCGUCACCAACAUCUGCCGCUCAAUCAGACAGAAAGCCUUUGUGGGUGGGGUCGCCCCGGACUCACCUGUGAUCACCAUGGAGACGGAGAGGACCAGCAUCCUCAGAUUCAUGAAAGGUGGCAGGCCGCUGGUGCUCAGCUUCGGGAGCUGCUCCUGACCCCCCUUCAUGUUCACACUGGACCAGUUCAAGCGGCUCGUCGCGGACUUCCGGGACGUGGCGGACUUUCUGGUCAUCUACAUCGCAGAGGCGCAUUCCUCAGAUGGCUGGGCCUUCGGCAACAACUAUGACAUCAAUCAGCACCAGAGCCUGGAGGAGAGGCUGUCUGCAGCCCGGAUCCUGGUCCAGAGCGACCCGCUGUGCCCCGUGGUCGUUGAUGAAAUGAGCAACGCCGCGGCCAUCCAUUACGGCAGCCACCCCGAGAGGCUGUACGUGCUGCAGGCGGGGAAGGUGGUGUAUAAGGGCGGGAUUGGGCCGUGGGGCUACAGUCCUCAAGAGGUUCGCUCCGUCCUGGAGAAGCUCCAGUAAGAACAUUUUGCCUCCAGAUGACAAAGAUUUCCUGAAGCUUUUGUGAUGGAACGCUGCUGUAGGUGUUGGUGCUUCAACAGUCUCACAUGACCUCCGAAGUCCUGCCUGCUUUCAAACUGUUUGGGCCGAACGUUUCUGGAUGAAGGUUGCAGGUUAAACCCCCCCGGGUCUCUGCAGCUGGAUGUAGAGGAACAGACGGUUCACUCAGGUCGAUGGAAGUUAGGUCUCCAGGGUGUCGAAGACAGAUUUAUCAUUUACGGUAACUCCGUUCCUCUAAAAGCAGCUUUUACAUAAAGUCUAAAUCCAGGAAAACUAAUAUCCAAUGAAACGAAGAUCACGUUUAGGAGGAUGAAGAUUUUCCCUCAGUUCCUAGUUUACACUAAAGGGCCCUUUCUUUUUAUAAAACUGGUUUAAAGUCCUUAUUGCUGCAGGACAUGAUGUUCCCAUUUCUUGAUCCUAAUCCAAGUUAAUCCUUAACCGUUUUAUCUAAGGACAAGUUUCAACAUCAGUGUUUAUAAAAAAUGACCCACCUUUUCUGAUUUGAGGGCUUUAAUGUUCCGCUUUUAUUGUAGAAGAAAUGUUUUUGUCAAAGUUCUCUGGGUUUUUGGAAAAUCUUCAGUUCUGAUCAGAACAUUUACAGCCAUCCUCCAGUUUGUGUUGUAUCAUCAUCUCUGUCAUCUUUGUCAUUUGAGCAAUAAAGAGCUUCAUCUACUGAAA